Molecule: messenger RNA, 1289 nt
Organism: Erythranthe guttata (spotted monkey flower)
Lineage: Eukaryota; Viridiplantae; Streptophyta; Magnoliopsida; Lamiales; Phrymaceae
Source: RefSeq, a predicted model, not a curated record
UAAUAAUUUUGAUAUUUGUGGGUGGGUCCCACUCUUCCUCCUAGGUACUCUAUCCGCCAUUAUUAUAUCUUCCUCAACCAGCAACCUCUUUUUACAAAAACACAUACUCCCACAUUCUUCUUCUUCUUCUUCUUCUUCUUCUUCUCUCUCUAUCUCUCUCUCUCUCUAACACACACACACCCACACACACACACACAAACACGUGAAAAUGGCUGAAAGUGUUGAAGGUGAAGGGUUCUGGUUGCCGGCGGAGUUUCUGACCGACGAUGAUUUUCUUCCGGGUAAGGAGAAUCUCAACAAGAGUUUCAACACUGAGUCACUGUCCGAGUUACGCUUCCCCACUGAGUUCCCCUACGAUUUUGAAUCCGAGCGAAAACAAAUUCCUGAGAAGUUAUGGCUGAUGUCAACUUCACCUCAGUCAACGCUGACGCGCAUGGGAAGCUGGACCGCCCGAAGCGCCGGUGGGUCGAGCAACGUCAGCCCAAACUCCUCCACGCCGGCCCCAAAAACGCAGUUCGCCGCUAAAAAAUACGACGUCGUCGGGGAUCUGGUUUACCAUGCCGCCGGUCAGGUUAUGAAGCUCAAGCUGAACCACGGUGAUGUGUUAGGAGGGCUUCAGCCAACUAGGGUUCCGCCGAGAAGCCGCCCCCAGUUUUACCCGGACUCCGAAAAUCCCAGCCCCCCUGUUUUCCCACACAGAAAUUUUCAGCAGCAGAACGAGUGCUGUGGAGAGUGGUACAGUCAGCAAAGAGUGUAUCAAAACAGGGGAGUGAGGAAUCUCUCCGGAGCUGGUCAAACUGCAUGGACCAUCCAGCAAAACCCGACCCGUGUAAGAGCUAUUUCUUUCGUCGGCGGCGGCGGCGGUGGUGGUGGGGCGGCGGCGAGAAGGGGGAGUGCUGGGACAGGGGUAUUUUUACCUCGGAGAUACGGGAAUAAUAAUAAUAAUAAUAAUAAUGACAGCAGCUCGUCAGAUUCUCACAUGACGACAGGUUGUUCGACUCCCCUGUUUCACGGUAGACCAUCUGCUAAUUCUUUUGCGCAAUCUCGUGUACAACAGCCCCAGCCUCGAAUCGCCGGAGGCUUCAUACCUAAUUACAAUCAAUCGAUGGUUCGAAGGCAAGCAAUAGUCCUUCAAGAAAGGCAACGUUUACUAAAUUCACUGAUCGAACGUGAUCUUUUGCUACCACGGGACUGGACUUACUGACUCAGUUCGUAGGUUUAUUCCCGAGGGCAUUAUCGUCUUUUCUCAUGGAGUAUGAUGUUUUAGGGCGGGUGUGGGUGGUGUUUGU